AGAGAUCUGGGGGGCAGAUGCAACAGUUAUAAAUGCAAGAGGGCUCAAGACUCCUCCUGUCAGAUCAGGACAAGCCUGGCAGAGACACCUGUGGGUUUUUGGAGGGAGACGCCCACUAUCGCCCCAUUCUGAUGAGGAGGCCUCUGGGCCCAGGGAGCAGUUGUCUUCUUCAAGCAUCUUGUGGAUGUGGGACUCACACCUGCGCAGGACUUUCUGAGGCUCAGACCCGUUGUCCCCAGAGCCCUAGGGCUGGCUGGGUCAGGAAGCAGUGGCUGUCAUGGAUGAAGAAAAGUUCCCAUGUGGACCGCGCGAGGAAGGAGGUGCUAUCCAGGACCCCAGCCUGGAACCUGAAGGGGAGCCUGGGGUCCAGAAUGAAAUGGAAGCCGGUGAAGACCCAGGCAUCCACAUCAUCGGUCCAGGCCGUGAGGAGAGAGACACCCUAGAGGGCGCCAUGGAGCCCACGGGAGACCCAGAUGUGGCCCUGCCUGGCCUUAGCCUCUCUCUCACCAAUGGCCUGGCCCUGGGACAAGAUGGGAGCAUUCUGGAAGAUUCUAUAGAAUCCAGGCCCUGGAGGGCUAGUUUACUCGCAGAGGAGGAGGAGGAGGAGGAGGUCUCCAGGAGUCUCUGUCCAGAUGCUGAGGACCCCCAGCUGGGGCUGGAUUGCCCUGGGGAGCCAGAUGUGCGGGAUGGCUUCAGUGCCACUUUUGAGAAGAUCCUGGAGUCGGAGCUGUUGCGGGGCACCCAGUACAGCAGCCUGGACUCCCUAGAUGUGCUGAGUCUCACUGAUGAGAGCGACAGCUGCGUCAGUUUCGAGGCCCCCCUCACGCCUCUCAUCCAGCAGCGGGCUCGAGACAGCCCUGAGCCUGGGGCUGGACUGGGCAUUGGGGACGUAGGGCCCGAAGGGGACCUGGGGGCAGCUGGUGGUGGUGAUGGGGAGCUGGGCAGCCCCCUGCGGCGGUCCAUCUCCAGCAGCCGCUCAGAGAACGUCCUGAGCCACUUGUCUGUCACGUCGGUGCCCAACGGCUUCCAUGAAGACGGACCUGGGGGCUCAGGAGGGGACGAUGAGGAUGAGGAGGACACAGACAAGUUGCUGAACUCUGCCAGUGACACCAGCCUCAAGGAUGGCCUGUCGGACUCGGACUCAGAGCUGAGCAGCUCCGAGGGGCUGGAGCCUGGUGGCCCAGAUCCACUGGCCAAUGGGUGCCAGGGGGUCAGUGAGGCCGCUCGCCGACUGGCCCGCCGCCUCUACCACCUCGAGGGCUUCCAGCGCUGUGAUGUGGCCCGGCAGCUGGGCAAGAACAAUGAGUUCAGCAGGCUGGUCGCUGGGGAGUACCUCAGUUUCUUCGACUUCUCAGGCCUCACGUUGGACAGAGCCCUCAGAACCUUCCUGAAGGCCUUCCCACUGAUGGGGGAGACGCAGGAGCGAGAGCGAGUCCUCACCCACUUCUCACGCCGGUACUGCCAGUGUAACCCGGACGACAGCACGUCAGAAGAUGGGAUCCACACGCUCACCUGCGCCCUGAUGCUGCUCAAUACAGACCUGCACGGACACGUGAACAUUGGCAAGAAGAUGUCCUGCCAGCAGUUCAUUGCCAACUUGGACCAGCUGAACGAUGGCCAAGACUUUGCCAAAGACCUGUUGAAGACGCUUUACAACUCCAUCAAGAACGAAAAGCUGGAAUGGGCCAUUGAUGAGAAUGAGCUGAGAAAAUCCCUGUCUGAGCUGGUGGAUGACAAGUUUGGGACAGGCACAAAGAAGGUGACUCGGAUCUUGGAUGGUGGCAACCCAUUCCUGGAUGUCCCGCAGGCUCUCAGCGCUACUACCUACAAGCAUGGAGUGCUGACCCGGAAGACUCAUGCCGACAUGGACGGCAAGAGGACACCCCGUGGGAGGCGUGGCUGGAAGAAAUUCUACGCGGUGCUCAAAGGGACCAUCCUGUACCUGCAGAAGGAUGAAUACAGGCCCGACAAGGCUCUGUCCGAGGGCGACUUGAAGAAUGCCAUCCGUGUGCAUCAUGCCCUGGCCACCAGGGCCUCCGACUACAGUAAGAAGUCCAACGUGCUCAAGCUGAAGACAGCAGACUGGAGGGUCUUCCUCUUCCAGGCACCGAGCAAGGAAGAAAUGCUGUCCUGGAUCCUGAGGAUCAACCUGGUGGCCGCCAUCUUUUCUGCACCGGCCUUCCCAGCAGCCGUCAGCUCCAUGAAGAAGUUCUGUCGGCCCCUGCUGCCUUCUUGUACUACUCGCCUCUGCCAGGAGGAACAGCUGCGGUCUCACGAGAACAAGUUGAGGCAGGUGACCGCAGAGCUGGCUGAGCACAGGUGUCACCCAGUGGAGAGAGGCCUCAAGUCCAAGGAGGCGGAGGAGUACCGGCUGAAGGAACACUAUCUCACGUUUGAGAAAAGUCGUUAUGAGACCUAUAUCCAUCUCCUGGCCGUGAAAAUCAAAGUGGGCUCAGAUGACCUGGAGCGGAUUGAGGCCCGGCUGGCUACUCUGGAAGGGGAUGACCCAGCUCUCCGGAAAACACACUCAAGCCCUGCCCUCAGCCUGGGCCACGGGCCUGUGACUGGCAGCAAAGCCACAAAGGAUGCCUCUGCAUCUGAUACUUAGCUGGUGCAGCUGUGCAGGCCCUGGAGUCAGGCAAAUGUCCCCAGAGGGGUCCGUGAGCACAAUUCCAGCCAGAGGCUGUUUGAACCAAGCUCCAGGCAGUUAGCAGGCAACCAGAGGGGUAUGGAGAGCCGUGUGGCCAAGGGGAUGCCAUUCAUGGCCCUGAUCUUCUUGCAUCCUGGGCCAUCUCUGGCCUAGACCCCCUUUUAGUCCUGGCUGCCCUCAGGCCAUGGGGCCUUGCUUUGCAGGACAGACACGCUCUAGGGCUGCCAACUGGAGAAGUCCAUCACUGUUGCUUCCCCAAGCCCCGUUCUCAUCAAGCUUCUCCCUCAUCUUGUGUCUGUGAGGAUGGGUCUGAACUCUUAGGUCUCAGCUUGGACACCUACACUUUCUCCUCUUUCCUCUCAGUUGACCAGCAGCAGGUCUAUGGACCGCCAGCAACGCCUUUUCCUUUCUUUUUUUCCCCAGCAACCUUUGCAACUGGUCCAGUUCUCCUGCCUCAGACUGUAAUAAUCUGAGGCCUAACCUCCACUCAGUGUGCCCAACUCUCCUUUUAUCCACUGAGACCUCUCUUUUAUAUGGACACACACACACACACACACACACACACACACACACAACACACAACACGGGCUCCUUUAAGAAGGUCGGAGAACUACUGCCAGUUAGAGGUUAAAACAAGAUGAAGGAAAAGCUCAUCUCAGCUCGGCCUGCUAGCAACGAAGCCCGCCCUGGGGGCCUCCGCUACCCUGGUACCCUGGAUGGAAAGAUGGAGGUCCUCUGUGUUUUUGACUUUUCCUCUUCCGGCUGACUUGUUGUGACUCAUAGUCACUUCUCCAGUUGAUGCUUUUGGACUAAUCAGGAUGUGGAUGUCACCUCUUCUGUCCCAAGGGUGUCCUGUGGGGUGUGUGGCUCAGGAGCACACCUCUGUUUGUCUGGAUCUUCUGAUAGUGCUGCCAAGGUCUCUGAGUUCCAGUGCGGCCUCUGCACAGACCUACUGGCAGGAGGGAAGGACACUCUACGUUGCUGAGUGCCAUCAUCUACCAGCAAGCCCAGGCUGGAUGCUAGAGGAAGCUGUUAAUCCAUGGUCUUGGGGGAAAAGGUGGGGUGGCUAGUUUUCGAUUACUGAUUAACUCUUUCUUGUUUCUUAGUGAAUCAGAAAGGCCUAGCUAGGGAGAUUGCUGAGAACAGAGACACGUGUCCAUCACAGGUUGACAUCCUUUAAACCCUCUAUCACUUAGACCAACAAGUGAGCUGAGGGGAUGGCCCUCUUGACACAGCUACCGUGAGCCAGCCUUUCCUAUUGUUUGGCCAACAGUUUGACCUCUUUGGUGACAUAAACCUUGCGACUAAGCGCCUAAUGUGUAAAAGUCCACUCCCAUUGGAUGUGGGGAGCUGUACUCGGAGAGGCCUAGGGGGUUUAAAUCCAAAUAGUUUGAAUUGGAUUAGCUGAAGUGUGCAUUAUAGCCAAACCAUCUGGCUCCUUUGUUUUGCUCAGGGGAAGUAAAUGCUCAUUUGAAUGAGAUCAGAAAGGCGAUUUAGGGGAAGUAAAGAGAUCUCAGUUCUUUGUCCAGCUGCCUGAAGGUCCUCUGAUUUUUUCAGGCCAGAGUCCCAGUCUCUGUGUCACAGGGGCGGGGAUGACAGCAGAGGUGCCAGCUCACUGGCCGCAGACACGCGGGAUUCCCCAAGCACUAGCCGUGCUUCCCAUGAGUAAAGACAUUUUUUUUAGUUCGCUUCCUUAAUUGUAUAAUUCUUUAUUUGUAAAUUAUAUACAUGUACUACUGUACUAAAAUACUAUGUACAUUAUAAAACAUACACAAAAAUAGAAAUUUAAAAAAAGAUGAGAUGAAAAUAAAUCUAAAUCAAAGUUCUAA
Messenger RNA from Mesocricetus auratus (golden hamster), 4479 nucleotides. RefSeq names its product pleckstrin and Sec7 domain containing 2 (gene Psd2). The record is from RefSeq and is a predicted model, not a curated record. Gene Ontology annotation, molecular function: protein binding; phospholipid binding; guanyl-nucleotide exchange factor activity. The coding region runs from base 278 to 2608 and encodes 776 amino acids. Lineage: Eukaryota; Metazoa; Chordata; Mammalia; Rodentia; Cricetidae. The transcript is spliced from 16 exons. Gene Ontology annotation, biological process: regulation of ARF protein signal transduction.